CAGGGGGCGCGCUGGAGCCGGAGAAGAAGGAGAAGGCUGUGCAGAUGGCGGGGCGGCGGGUGGCGCUGGUCCUGGCCGGGUGCGGCGUCUUCGAUGGCAGCGAGAUCCACGAGGCCUCGGCCGCCCUGGUCCACCUCAGUCGCGCCGGAGCAGAGGUAAAGAUAUUUGCACCAAAUAUUGAGCAAAUGCAUGUGAUCGACCAUUUAAAAGGUUGCCCAAGUGAAGAAAAAAGAAAUGUCUUAGUGGAAAGUGCCCGCCUUGCAAGAGGCAACAUCCAGGAUUUGGCUGAAUUGAAAGUUGGUGAAUUUGAUGCUGUCAUUUUCCCAGGGGGUUUUGGAGUAGCGAAGAACCUGUGUUCCUGGGCUGUGAAAGGGAAGGACUGCUCUGUAAACGAACUGGUGAAGUCCACCCUUGAGGCCUUUCACAGUGCAAAGAAGCCCAUUGGCCUGUGCUGCAUCUCCCCUGUGCUGGCAGCCAAAAUCUUCCCUGGCUGUGAAGUCACUGUUGGCCACAGCAAAGAUACAGAUGGAAGAUUUCCUGAUGCGGACACAGCAGCUGCAAUAGAAGAACUUGGAUGCAAGCACAUUUCCAAAGAUGUGCAUGAAGCCCAUGUUGAUUCUGCUAACAAGAUUGUCACCACGUGCGCAUUCAUGUGCAAGGCCCCUUUGCAUGAGAUUUUCGAUGGAAUUGGAGCCAUGGUUUCUGAAGUCCUGAAACUUGCCUGAGUGGGGACAGCUGGGUUAGCCCUUUGGUGACUGAUGGAAAUUAUGUUUAACAAAUAGAACUUAUCAUGAUCAAUGGGAUUAAUAAAAUUUAUUCAGCUCCUGA
Anolis sagrei ordinatus is the source of this 828-nucleotide messenger RNA. Its product is annotated as glutamine amidotransferase-like class 1 domain-containing protein 3, mitochondrial. NCBI's taxonomy places the organism in Eukaryota, Metazoa, Chordata, Lepidosauria, Squamata, Anolidae. The record is from RefSeq and is a predicted model, not a curated record.